Lachancea nothofagi CBS 11611 is the source of this 810-nucleotide messenger RNA. Lineage: Eukaryota; Fungi; Ascomycota; Saccharomycetes; Saccharomycetales; Saccharomycetaceae. The record is from the annotation of a GenBank genome assembly.
AUGAAGAAUAUUCUAGUAUUUGGAGGAAACGGCUUCUUAGGUCGUCGCAUAUGUCAAACUGCGGUUGAAAAAGGUUACCAAGUUACCUCGCUGUCGCGCUCGGGUGCUCCACCGCGGGUAAAGGCAACCUGGGAGAAAGAAUGGAUCGACAAAGUAAAGUGGCAACAAUGCGACAUCUUGAACCCCAAAAGUUACACACAGUACUUGCGGGAUGCUGACAAUGUGGUUCAUAGCAUCGGUAUACUGUUAGAAGAUUCGAGCUACAAGGCUCAGGUCAAUGGCAAGUUGGCAUUUGAUGUCAAGAAGCUAUUACAAUGGGGACCCAACCCUAUGAAGAACAACCCCAAUUUCACUUAUGAAGUCAUGAACAAACAAAGUGCAGUGAUGCUGGCACAAGAAUUUGCUAAAGUCAAGCACAGCAACGAUUCUGUAUCAAAAACAAUGACCUACAUUUCGGCAGACAAGUCGUUUCCCGGUAUUCCGUCCGGCUACAUGGAGUCUAAACGAGCUGCAGAGGUCGAAAUCAUGCGGCUGGAACAAGAACUUAGACCAAUAUUAGUUCGUCCUGGCUUCAUGUUUGACGAAUCAGACACGUCUCUAGGGACGCUCAAUUUUCGUUCGCAAGUCAAAAAUAUGCUUGAUCUUGCAAAUUGGAGCAAUAAGAAUUUUCUUGGGCGCCGCAUUGAGUGCGUCAAUCAACUUUUCAGACCUACUGUUUCCACUCAACAAGUGAGCAGGGCGCUCAUUCAAAAAAUUGAGGAUCCUAGUUUUGAAGGCGUCCUCAGUUUAGAAAAUAUCAUCAAUUCUUGA